GUGCGGUCAUGACGUCAUGCCCGCGGAGCCCCGCGCCGGCGCCGUGACGUCACGCCCUGGAGCUGCGGGCCGGGCCGGGCGGCGGCAUGGCGGAGAGCGAAGCGGAGACCCCGGGCACCCCGGGCGAGUUCGAGAGCAAGUACUUCGAGUUCCAUGGCGUGCGGCUGCCGCCCUUCUGCCGCGGGAAGAUGGAGGACAUCGCCGACUUCCCGGUGCGGCCCAGCGACGUGUGGAUCGUCACCUACCCUAAGUCUGGUACAAGCUUGCUGCAGGAGGUGGUCUACCUGGUGAGCCAGGGCGCCGACCCUGAUGAGAUAGGCCUGAUGAACAUUGAUGAGCAGUUGCCAGUGCUGGAGUACCCACAGCCGGGUCUGGACAUCAUCAAGGAACUGACGUCUCCCAGACUCAUCAAGAGCCACCUCCCCUACCGCUUCCUGCCCUCCGACCUCCACAAUGGGGACUCCAAGGUCAUCUACAUGGCUCGCAACCCCAAGGACCUGGUCGUGUCCUACUACCAGUUCCACCGCUCACUGCGGACCAUGAGCUACCGGGGCACCUUCCAAGAGUUCUGCCGGCGGUUCAUGAACGAUAAACUGGGCUAUGGCUCCUGGUUUGAGCACGUUCAGGAGUUCUGGGAACAUCGCAUGGAUGCAAAUGUGCUUUUCCUCAAGUAUGAAGACAUGCACCGGGACCUGGUGACCAUGGUGGAGCAGCUGGCCAGAUUCCUGGGUGUGUCCUGUGACAAGGCCCAGCUGGAGUCAUUGAUCGAGCAUUGCCACCAACUGGUGGACCAGUGUUGCAAUGCGGAGGCCCUGCCUGUGGGCCGGGGAAGAGUCGGGCUUUGGAAAGACAUCUUCACUGUCUCCAUGAACGAGAAGUUUGACCUAGUGUAUAAACAGAAGAUGGGGAAGUGUGACCUCACGUUUGACUUUUAUUUAUAAUAUCAGAAACCGCGAACUUGCAUGCUCACGGUCCCCAGAUGCUCUACUAGCUAAAAGUCCUGUUUGCGUUCAUUUAUUCCUUGCUGGACACACUCUGGAAGCUGCGUGGAAACAGCAGGGGACGAGCCCAGUGGAGAGAGCGAGGAGUGUGAUGAUGCUGUCCACAGCAGCUGCCUGGCCUGUAGCAUUUGGGUCUCCACGUGGUGGCCAUGCCACAUGCACAGGCAGCGAGACUGUCUGCCCUGUACCCCAUGUUAUUCACUGUAUUUUAUAGCGCUUUUCACUGGAAAUCUAAAUAAAUAUCUGUCAACCAAAUACAAGUCCAUUUCCGUGGGAGAGCAGGAGCAGACUGUACCAGGAUGGUAGGAAGCUCUCAGGGUUCACUGUAAUUUUUGUAGUCUUUUUUCUAGGCACAGCCAUCCCACCUUGUUCUGAGAUCAAAGGAUGGGUUGGGAUCACAUGGGGUUGGGUGGGGGAGCUGGAUAGGUGGGUCUAGCCUGUGGUCUAACCAGUCUUCCAGAACCAUCAUGACACCCAAGCCAGGGCCUGUCCCAGGCCGUUUUUAGAAACACCUCCAGCAUGCAGCUCUCUGAGCCUAGAACAGAAGAGCCCAAGGGAAGUUCCUAGAGGGAAGCUGGCCUGAGGCUGCAGAUGGCCUCUGAAGGCAUUGGUGGUGUGUCAAGAGUCCCCACAGACACCAGAAUUGGUGUCUACCACAGCCUUCUCUUUGUUCCCAAGGCAGUGACUGACACACUCCUGCGGGCAAGAGAUGCGACAUAGCACGGUUUUUAAAAUCCGUGGUUGCUGUCCCGUGUGCCCCCCACUAAGCCGACCCUCUCACCUAAGAGACCUAGCCUGUAGGUUGAAUGCUCUCCGUGCAGAUAAGAUUGGUAAGCCCACCCAUCUGGUGGGCAUCUCUAUCCUCAGAGCGUCUGAGGGAGCGAUGUCACACACACACACACACACACACACACACACACACACACACACACACACACCUGCUGUCUUCUGGCUCAAAUUUGGCCCAAGUGAUGGCCAGAUGAGAAGUGGACCAGCAGAUUGCAGCUGGGGACUAACUUGUUCUGUUCUUUACCAGGCUAGGAAGAGCCCAGCAUGGUGGUGGGAGGCUCUGGCUGUGGAAGGGGCCUGCUGUGGGUGGUCUCUGAAGCAAGUCUGGUUGCAGCUGGCAUUACCUCUGUCCAGGGAGAAGCUUGUGUGGGCCGGGUGCAUGACUCUGUGAGGUGGGCAUGGCAGCGUCUUUCCUGUGUGUCUGGGAAGGAAGGCUGCUUUCUGUGAAAUUUUGUUUCUAUUUUUCUAUUUUUAGUACUGUACGGAUGUUCUGGAGCCACACAUGGUACUCUGUGCUUGCUUGCAUCUUUAAUAAAAGACACCUCCCUGCUUG
This is a messenger RNA of Onychomys torridus (southern grasshopper mouse), 2343 nucleotides long. RefSeq names its product sulfotransferase family 4A member 1 (gene Sult4a1). Bases 87 to 941 code for a protein of 284 amino acids. Gene Ontology annotation, biological process: sulfation. Lineage: Eukaryota; Metazoa; Chordata; Mammalia; Rodentia; Cricetidae. Gene Ontology annotation, molecular function: sulfotransferase activity. Gene Ontology annotation, cellular component: cytoplasm. The transcript is spliced from 7 exons. The record is from RefSeq and is a predicted model, not a curated record.